GCUAAAUAGGUUCAUCCAUUGAUAAGCCUUGUUUUGUUUUUAUGAUAGUGGUGUCAAUAGUGUUCUAUCCUUCAUUUCUAUAGAUGUUAUCUUUUAAUAUUCAUUUUUGAAUCGUUUAUAACUAAUUUGUCGCCCUUCAAGAAUUAGAUUUGAAGUAAUAAUGACUUCUCUCAUAGAGCAAUAUGAACAGCAAUAUGCUGUUUCUACUGCUGACUUUACUGCUAAAAUUGCAAAAUUAGCUAAUGUUGAACGCUCGGACAGGCGAUUCUUGAUACAGGAACUUGAAAAACAGGUUGAAGAACUGCGAGAAUUGCUUGAACAGAUGGAACUGGAAGUAUGUGAUGUAGAUCCCACACUACGUCCGAAAUUGAAGACUAGAGUAGAAAGUUACAGAGCAGAACUGGUACGCUUAGAAAAAGAAUUCAGCAAUGCAUCUAUUCGAAAAAAUGGAGGGUACAGUGGCGAUCAGAAUGAAAUCUUUGGUGAGAUCAGCAUCCGAGAAGAACAAAAGCAGCAAUUGUUAGAUACUUCCGAGCAGAUUGAAAGAACAAAUAAUAAGUUAACUGCUUGCUAUAGCGUACUAUUGGAAUCAGAAGACAUAGGUAGCCAGGUACUGAGGGAUUUGCAAUGUCAAAGGGAGACAAUUCAGAAAUCAAGAGCAAGGCUCCGAGAAGCUGAUGCAGAUUUAAGUAGAAGUACACGUAUUAUGAAUCUAAUGAUAGCUAGAUCUAGGCAACAUAAACUUAUUAUUUCAGUAAUAGCUGCUGUCUGUAGUUUAGCAAUAUUAGUUACCGUUUAUUUUUCAGUUACUCGGAGCAGUUAGUCUUUAAUUUGAUUACUGUAGAAUAAGUUUUAAGAAAUGUUUCUAACGUUCCAAAAGAAAUGUAACUUACAUUCACAAAUUUUAUAAAUGUUGUUCAUCACAAUCGUUAUUAGAAGAUAUCCGCUAUUAUUUUAUUGUAAUUUGUUGAAAAAACACCAUUCAUUCCCAUAUUUCUUUUUUAUUUUGCAUGUAAAACUUUGUGCCUAAAAAAUUAUAUUUGAGGUGCC
Nezara viridula (southern green stink bug) is the source of this 1050-nucleotide messenger RNA. Lineage: Eukaryota; Metazoa; Arthropoda; Insecta; Hemiptera; Pentatomidae. The record is from the annotation of a GenBank genome assembly.